AUGGGCAAGACGGGACUACGCCACCCAUUCAACGCCCUAUAUGACACCGGAGAAGAACUGUUCCUCGGAACACGCGACACCAGAGCAUUCGACGGCGUCGGCGUUCUCGUUAACACGAGUAUGCCCAUGAACAUCGAUUCAUUCGAACAACUGACAACGAAUCGGACGUUCACGACUAAAAAAUGUGGAUCAGUACCGGCGUUGACAAUGUAUGCGGCGACAGUAAACUAUGACGAAGAAGAAGUUGAGGCGUUCUAUAUGGAGUUGGAGAAGUUCUACAGAGAAUACCAUACAUUCUUCAUGGUCAUCAUUGUAGAUUUCAACGGCAAGACUGGACCAAGAAGAGGGUUUGAAGAACGUCACAUUGGGAGCAACGGAUUAGGAUGA
Molecule: messenger RNA, 387 nt
Organism: Angiostrongylus costaricensis
Lineage: Eukaryota; Metazoa; Nematoda; Chromadorea; Rhabditida; Metastrongylidae
Source: the annotation of a GenBank genome assembly